Molecule: messenger RNA, 3074 nt
Organism: Suncus etruscus (white-toothed pygmy shrew)
Lineage: Eukaryota; Metazoa; Chordata; Mammalia; Eulipotyphla; Soricidae
Gene: CUL5
Product: cullin 5
Biological process (GO): protein ubiquitination; SCF-dependent proteasomal ubiquitin-dependent protein catabolic process
Cellular component (GO): Cul5-RING ubiquitin ligase complex; SCF ubiquitin ligase complex
Molecular function (GO): ubiquitin protein ligase binding
Source: RefSeq, a predicted model, not a curated record
CAGCACGCCCGCAGAGCGAGCGGCCCGGGCCGGCGAGCCGGGGUGGUCCGUCCCGCGGCGGCCGGCUCCGGCCUCUGGCGGCGGUGGGGAGGGCAGGGGGGAAGAGACCGGCCGGGCCCCGAGCGCCGCGAGAUCUCGCGCCGUCUCGCGAGAGUUCAAGUUGCGGGAACAUGGCGGCGUCGAAUCUGUUAAAGACCUCCACUCCAAGCAGCCAGCUUUGAAGCUCCAGAAACGAAAAGUGCCACUCCUCUACCGUCCUAGCCUUUUAUAGAGAUGGAGAAACGUCACACCUAUGAGAAUAAAGGUUCCCUUCAAUUUGAAGACAAAUGGGAUUUCAUGCGUCCAAUUGUUUUGAAGCUUUUACGCCAGGAAUCUGUUACUAAACAGCAGUGGUUUGAUCUGUUUUCGGAUGUACAUGCAGUCUGUCUCUGGGAUGAUAAAGGCCCAGCAAAAAUUCAUCAAGCUUUAAAAGAAGAUAUUCUAGAGUUUAUUAAGCAAGCACAGGCACGAGUACUGAGCCAUCAGGAUGAUACAGCUUUGCUGAAAGCAUAUAUUGUUGAGUGGCGAAAAUUCUUUACACAAUGUGAUAUUUUACCGAAGCCUUUUUGUCAACUAGAGAUUACCUUAAUGGGUAAACAGGGCAGCAAUAAAAAAUCAAAUGUAGAAGACAGUAUUGUUCGAAAGCUCAUGCUUGAUACAUGGAAUGAAUCAAUCUUCUCAAAUAUUAAAAACAGACUCCAAGAUAGUGCAAUGAAGCUCGUACAUGCUGAAAGAUUGGGGGAAGCUUUUGAUUCUCAGUUGGUCAUUGGCGUGAGAGAGUCCUAUGUGAACCUUUGUUCUAAUCCUGAGGAUAAGCUUCAAAUUUACCGGGACAAUUUUGAGAAGGCAUACUUGGAUUCAACGGAGAGGUUUUAUAGAACACAGGCGCCUUCCUAUUUACAACAGAAUGGCGUUCAGAAUUACAUGAAAUAUGCAGAUGCCAAAUUAAAAGAAGAAGAAAAACGAGCACUCCGUUAUUUAGAAACCAGACGAGAAUGUAACUCUGUUGAAGCACUCAUGGAAUGCUGUGUAAAUGCCCUGGUGACAUCCUUUAAAGAAACUAUCUUAGCAGAAUGCCAAGGCAUGAUCAAGCGAAAUGAAACUGAAAAAUUACACUUAAUGUUUUCACUGAUGGAUAAAGUUCCGAAUGGGAUAGAGCCAAUGUUGAAAGACCUAGAGGAGCACAUCAUCAGCGCUGGCCUGGCAGAUAUGGUAGCAGCUGCUGAAACUAUUACUACUGACUCUGAGAAAUAUGUUGAACAGUUACUUACACUAUUUAAUAGAUUUAGUAAACUCGUCAAAGAAGCUUUUCAAGAUGAUCCUCGAUUUCUCACUGCAAGAGAUAAGGCAUAUAAAGCAGUUGUUAAUGAUGCUACUAUAUUUAAACUUGAAUUACCUUUGAAGCAGAAAGGGGUGGGAUUAAAAACUCAGCCAGAAUCAAAAUGCCCCGAGCUUCUUGCCAAUUACUGUGAUAUGUUGCUAAGAAAAACACCACUAAGCAAAAAACUGACCUCUGAGGAGAUUGAAGCAAAGCUCAAGGAAGUGCUCUUGGUACUUAAAUAUGUACAAAAUAAAGAUGUUUUUAUGCGAUAUCACAAAGCCCACUUGACACGGCGUCUCAUAUUAGACAUCUCUGCUGAUAGUGAAAUUGAGGAGAAUAUGGUAGAGUGGCUAAGAGAGGUUGGUAUGCCUGCAGAUUAUGUGAACAAGCUUGCUAGAAUGUUUCAGGACAUAAAAGUAUCUGAAGAUUUGAAUCAAGCAUUUAAGGAAAUGCAUAAAAAUAAUAAAUUGGCUUUACCAGCUGAUUCCGUUAAUAUAAAAAUUCUGAAUGCUGGUGCCUGGUCCAGAAGCUCAGAGAAAGUCUUUGUCUCACUUCCUACGGAAUUGGAGGAUUUGAUACCUGAAGUAGAAGAAUUUUACAAAAAAAAUCAUAGUGGUCGAAAAUUACAUUGGCAUCAUCUCAUGUCAAAUGGAAUUAUAACAUUUAAGAAUGAAGUAGGUCAGUAUGAUUUGGAAGUGACGACGUUUCAGCUGGCUGUAUUGUUUGCAUGGAACCAAAGACCCAGAGAGAAAAUCAGCUUUGAAAAUCUGAAACUUGCAACAGAACUCCCAGAUGCUGAGCUCAGGAGGACUUUAUGGUCUUUAGUGGCUUUCCCGAAACUCAAACGGCAAGUGUUGCUGUAUGAACCUCAAGUCAAUUCACCCAAAGACUUUACCGAAGGCACCCUCUUCUCCGUGAACCAGGAGUUCAGUUUGAUAAAAAAUGCAAAAGUUCAGAAAAGAGGUAAAAUCAACUUGAUUGGACGCUUGCAGCUUACUACCGAAAGAAUGAGGGAAGAGGAGAAUGAAGGAAUAGUCCAACUAAGAAUACUUAGAACCCAGGAAGCCAUUAUACAAAUAAUGAAGAUGAGGAAAAAAAUCAGUAAUGCUCAGCUUCAGACUGAAUUAGUAGAAAUUUUGAAAAACAUGUUCUUGCCACAAAAGAAAAUGAUCAAAGAGCAAAUAGAAUGGCUAAUAGAGCACAAGUACAUUAGAAGAGAUGAGUCUGACAUCAACACUUUCAUUUAUAUGGCGUAAUUUUGAAUAUCACGGACAAUCUUCAGAACCCAAAUUUUAGAGUGCGUGGGCAGAAAGUUGUAUCAGUCUGUGCUGGAGGAAGGUUUAUUUGGACUUCGAUUACAUAAAUAUUAAAAUCUCUGCCUUACCUGACCAAGCGACUAUAUUUUGCCAAUCACAUUAGUUAGCAUGCUGGCACUCCCUUCCUUCCACUCUUAACAGCAUGCUGUUUUGUGGAGAAACGUGCGUUCAUGAAGAGCCCACAAUGAACUUUGAAAAGUCAAUUUGAUGUUACCCACCAGAAGAAAGACGGUCGGGAAGGCUGAGAGCAGACUUCUGGUCCCUUCGUUCUCUCUCCUUCCCUACCUCCCUUUUCCCCACAGAUCUGUACUUGCACACGGAAGGAUCUUCAGAUAUUUGUGCACUGAAAUGCUGUUAUGGUUUGUUUUUUUAAAUGCAAUUAAAGCUAGAUAUAGCAA